This is a messenger RNA of Ogataea philodendri, 323 nucleotides long. RefSeq lists its product as uncharacterized. The record is from RefSeq and is a predicted model, not a curated record. NCBI's taxonomy places the organism in Eukaryota, Fungi, Ascomycota, Pichiomycetes, Pichiales, Pichiaceae. The annotation marks the transcript as partial. The transcript has a single exon.
AGCCUUGUUAUUGUGGUGCCAAGAACUGUCUUGGUGUUAUCGGUGGGAAGACUCAGACUGAGGCGUUGUCACUUUUGCCACAGGUUUACUCUGAGGCGCUAUUGAGCUUUGGCGAUGAGUCUGAGUUGCAGUUUGUCAACGAGAUGAACGAACAGGGCAGAGAGUUGGUUAAGAAUGAGAACGGUGUCAAUUUGGAGUUCUUGAACAGGCUGGUUGUCAGACCUAUUGAGAUUUACCAAGUCAGCAAAGUCUCUGCUGCGUUGCUCCAGUGUGAAGACUUGGCUGUUUUAGAUAAGUUGGUGUUGAGACUGGAGAAAUCAACG